This is a messenger RNA of Suillus fuscotomentosus, 540 nucleotides long. RefSeq lists its product as uncharacterized. Lineage: Eukaryota; Fungi; Basidiomycota; Agaricomycetes; Boletales; Suillaceae. The record is from RefSeq and is a predicted model, not a curated record. The transcript is spliced from 3 exons. Bases 1 to 540 code for a protein of 179 amino acids.
AUGGCUGCCACAGCCACAACCCAAAACAAAACGCACCAUCACCAGUCCCGCACCUGUUGGUACCGUGCGCGUCCUCGCAUCUAUGUCAAAACUACGCUGCACUUGCGUGCAGCCGUGAUGUUUCGAGGGGGACUGGAUGCCCCCGGCUCCAAGUCCUGCUGGACCCUUGAGCUGGCUUGGACACGAAGAUACUUUGGCAUCGAAUACUCAGUCAUCGAUGGUCGCAUCGCUCAGUGCCAUGCUCGUAAAGUCGCCGAUUAUGUGCCGAUUUGCAAAUAUGACGCAGAGUCGAAGAUCGGGCUUUUAGGCCUUAUCACAGAGUGGGAAGGCGUAUCAGGUACGGAGUUCGAGGGAAAUUGUUCAGGGAUCAUGGCGCUGAAGUUGGAACUGGUGCAAGAAGUUGUUCGAUGCUUCAAGACCCAGGCCUGGGGACGAAGAAAAGUAUCAACGGGCACACAAACAUGGACAGCACUUGCCUACGGGGCGAUCGUACUGUAUGACGAAAACCAACAUGCCAUAGUUAAACGCGACGAAAAGUAA